This is a messenger RNA of Protopolystoma xenopodis, 1587 nucleotides long. The record is from the annotation of a GenBank genome assembly. NCBI's taxonomy places the organism in Eukaryota, Metazoa, Platyhelminthes, Monogenea, Polystomatidea, Polystomatidae.
GAUGUUGACUUUCAGCCAGUAUCAUUUGCGCCGUUAUCUUGUCCGAAUUACAGGAAUCUUCUUUGGGUUGGUGAUGACCCUGAAACUUUCGAUAAACCGACAUCCUUCCGUGUUUCGUAUCAUUCAAACAAGUUUUCUCGACUCAUGCUUGAUGAGUUCGACUUCGAAACUUGGAUAUCUGAUUUGACCAGAGACUCUGUUGGGCGUGUUGGCAGAAAAUACCGGCUAAACAAUGUGGCCAAGUCAAUCAAUUUGGAUGCCCCCAGCAUCCUCGGUUUGGGUGUGGCUGCCAGCUCGAAUGCCAAACGCGUACGCAAACUUCUCGGAGGAGCAAAGGCCAUUUUUAAUGAUCCUGUUUAUUUCGACACUCUUCGCAACAGCAUGAUUCGUCACUUUUUUAACGAGGAAAAGCUAUGCUACAAAUCGGAAGCCAUGCUCUCGCAUCCCUACGGCCAUGGUGCCACCACAGGCCUGUCCAUGCGCACUGUGGCGCCUAGCAUCACACUGCAAAACUCUUUUGAACUCGAAGGCGAAUGUACACCGUCACAACAGGGCAAGCAGUGUUCCCAGCAAGGCUACUCUCAAUCGCUACGCCAAGGAAAGCAUCAGCAACAACAACCACAACCCAAACCACAACCACAUCAACAGAAGCAGCAGCGGCAACAAAAAGAAGAGGGGCAGCAGCCGCAGAAGCAGUUGCAACGUCAGCGGCAGCAGAGGCCACAUUUGCGAUCGUCUCGUCAGUCGCAGACAGCAGGUCCGCAGCGCAGGAAAACCAAGCCUACCGAAAGCCCAAACAAGCUCAAGAAUCGGUUCCAGGUCGGCCUCGAUCAGACUGCCGAGACGCUCACUUCGCUGGUGUCCUGCGAUGACAUGGCGGCCUCACAUGGCUCGGGCGGCCUUCCAGCUGACCAGAUCAAGGCCCCGGAUCCACGACAACCACACUCGCGGUCGGGCUCGGCCGAGAUCGUCUCGACGGGCCAGCAGAAACGAAAAUGUGGCCCUAUGCGUGGCAGUCGAGUGGUGCGAAUAGAGGAUCCGGACUCGGAGUUGACGCGUUCCGGUGAGAUCGGUCGAUUUGCUCUACGGCUGGAUGCCAACAGUUUCACCGAACCCGUACGCUAUCAACCCACCGGCUCGGGGCUCAGCUCUAGCCAGGGCGAAACGGCUGUCGACGCCUUGGAUGUGGACUUGCCUCGGAUGGAGGUCCUCUUCAACAUAGCCGAGCAGGUGCUUCACUUCCCCUACAUCUCGGAGAAGAACCUAUUGGAAAGCGGGUACCACACGAAUCGUGCUGCACCGGCGAGGGCGCCUGAGCUCUGUUUGGGCUUGUUCAAAGGUCGGGUGGCCACUGGUGUUGCAGAAGAUGGUAUUUUCGGUGAACGAUUGCAAGCUUCUAUUUACUGUCCGCCUGCAAAGCGGCCGGCCGAAGCAUUUGGCUGCUGCCUACCUCUCAUUUUCUUGCCUCUACUGCAUCAUCUACUUUUCGCGUUGUUGCCAUGGCUUAUUGGCACAGGCUCGCGGGCCUUCCAGGGACCGGUAGAUACGAUGUGCUGCAAUCUCAGCCCUGACAACGGGACCUUUUAG